Molecule: messenger RNA, 1189 nt
Organism: Culicoides brevitarsis
Lineage: Eukaryota; Metazoa; Arthropoda; Insecta; Diptera; Ceratopogonidae
Product: zinc finger protein 737-like
Exons: 4
Coding region: 31-1167 (378 amino acids)
Biological process (GO): regulation of transcription by RNA polymerase II
Cellular component (GO): nucleus
Molecular function (GO): RNA polymerase II transcription regulatory region sequence-specific DNA binding; DNA-binding transcription factor activity, RNA polymerase II-specific
Source: RefSeq, a predicted model, not a curated record
UUGAAUUAUUUCUCCACAAAAACCCUUAAAAUGAGUAAUUUAAUUAAAUCCGAGCUACUUGAGGAGUCACAAGAAAGUUGUUUGGGAUGUUUAUCAAAAAAUUGUUCCGUGAAACAAGAAAUUCCACAAGAAAUUUUUGAAGUUUACAGUAAUUUAUUGAACAAAAAUUUAAAUGCUUUAAAUGCCGAAUUGAUGCGAUUUUGUGAUAAUUGUAUGAAAUUCCUGCAAAAAGCAGUCAAAUUUCGGGAAAAAUGUCUCGAAUCUUAUGAAAUUUUGACGAAAAUUCUUCCGGUUAGUCACGAAUUUCAAGGAUUCAAAGCAGAAAUGUUCGUUUCUGAGGCAGAAAAUGCAUUUCCAGUUCAAGCAAUCAUCGAUGAUGUCUUUGCGGAGCCGAUAAAAGUGCAAGAAAGUGAAGAAAUGGUACAGGAACAAGUGGAUGAGAAGCAAAUUUAUCAAUGUGAAUUGUGUUGCGAGGUUUUUGUGGAUAAGGAAUUAUAUGAAGGUCACUUGAAACAAGAAAAAAAGAAACAAAAGUUGCUUUAUUGCGAUGUUUGUGGUUAUUGUGCCAAGGGAAAGGCGAGUCUCGUUAGUCAUAUGUACAGAAAACAUCUCCCGAAACCUGUCAAGAGCAAAAAUCAAUCAAAAAUCGAAGAAGAAGUGACUUGCAUCGAUUGCGGCAAAGUUUGUGCUUCAAUGUCCAAAUACAAAACUCACCAACGAAUUUAUCAUUCGGUAAAAACUCACACCUGCAAUCAAUGUGGCAUCUCAUAUACUUACGGAUCGGACCUCCAACGACACAUCGAACGGAAACACGAAACUCACUACAAAGACUGUCCAAUGUGCGGAAAACAAUACAAAGCCAUUUCACUCACGGGUCACAUUGCGUCCGUGCAUUUACAACGAAGGAAUUUCGCAUGCGAUCAAUGUGAUCAGAAAUUCAAGUCGAGCUCGCAAUUGAAGAAACAUAAAUACUCGCACGGGAAACUGAGGCCGUUCAUGUGUCAGGAAUGCGGAACGGGAUAUUACAUGAAUGAAUUGCUGCGGAAGCAUUACGAGAGACAGCAUCAAAUUAUUUAUAGUCAGGAGGAGAUUCGGAAGUUGUGUGGCAAGGGAGCGGGAAUUGGGGGAGCGCCACUGAAAUAUGCGAGAAAUAAUGUUGUUACGUAGAUUUUUUUGUAAAAUUGAUUAA